This is a messenger RNA of Didymella exigua CBS 183.55, 2636 nucleotides long. RefSeq lists its product as uncharacterized. Gene Ontology annotation, biological process: ubiquitin-dependent protein catabolic process; establishment or maintenance of cell polarity. Lineage: Eukaryota; Fungi; Ascomycota; Dothideomycetes; Pleosporales; Didymellaceae. The transcript has a single exon. Gene Ontology annotation, cellular component: MUB1-RAD6-UBR2 ubiquitin ligase complex. The record is from RefSeq and is a predicted model, not a curated record. Bases 314 to 2179 code for a protein of 621 amino acids.
CCCCCCCCCCCCCCCCAGCUUGCCACACCACACGCUCCUGCCGUGCCUGGGACACGCCUCACGCCUCACACCUUACGCCCAACACACAGCACACACAUCUCCAUCUCGCGCCGACCGCCCAUCAAGCUCCCCUCCAGGCCGUCGCGCCCCUUCUCUGCCUCUCUGCCGCGCGCCGCCGCCGUGCACGUCGCUCUCAGCAGGCCGGCUUGUCGCCCACCACAUGCGACACUAGUGCUGCACCACUGCACCACUGCACCACUGCACCCGCCCACGGCACCCCGACUUCGCACCCGGCCACCAGCGCACAGCAAACAUGCGCGAGGUCAACUUCAGCAUCCCCAACGCCAACAAGGCUUCGGUCGGCAUCACCACGGCCCUGUACGAUCGCCGCGCGCUCGACUGCACGUCGACCCUGCCGCUCAUCAACUCGCUCAACCAUCUCGCCUACCUGACCACGUCGUCGGCCCGCAUCCGCGACAUCCUCACCGUCGACGGCGGGAUCGAGCGCCUCAUAUGCAUCCUCAAGGAGGGCCGCAGCAAGGACAUGAUGGACAUGUGGAAGUGGAACCUGGCCUUCCAGUGCAUCUUCAACAUUGGCGUGCGCGGGUCCGAGAACGUCAGGACCCGCGUCGUCGAGGCCGACAUGGUCCCCGUCAUCGCUACCAUUCUCGACAACUACAUCAAGGUCGUUGACAAGUACAGGCAGCGGGCCGAGGCUGACCAGUACCGCUCCGCACGGCUGGGCGCCUCUGCCCGACACCACUCGUCGCGCUCUGGCGAGAUGGCGUCGGCCUCGGGCCACAGAGCAGAGCGGUCGCGGCGCGCCGUCCCCCCGCCGAUUGAGAUUCCUCAGCUGCCGCCGCACGCUGGCCUGACCCAGGCUCACAUGCCCGUCCUGGACGCGGCCAUGGAGGGCAACCACAUGCCUACGUUUGCCCUGAGCUCUCCGCCUGAGCGCACCACGUUCAACCGCGGCCGCCCGUCACACCACCACCACCACAACCACAGGCCACACCACGAGUCGCGGACGCCGCUGUUCGUUCCUGCUCCUCGCACGCUUGGCCAGCCGCUUGUCACGGCCAUGGCGUCCAUGGAUGCCACGGCCGACGGCUUUGCGCUGCGGCCCGUGCGCGAUGCCGACCGCCUGCCUUCGAUGCUCCCUGCGCUGGCCGGGGAGAUGGCCUCGCGACCCGAGUCGCCGACGACGCCGAGUGCUCCUCAGGCGCGCCAAGCCAGCCCACGAGCGGGGCAGAACCGCACCCGCCGCCGACCGUCGAUUCGACACCAGCUGUCCCUGUCUGGCGAGUCGGACCUGGAUGCACAGCAAGAGGAGCUGUCGAUGGACGCCGUGGCAGCGGCUGGUCCAGCUGCACACGAGCCCAUUGUUGGCAUCCAGCAAGACAUGGACCUGACAGCCAUUGUGGACAAUGCAGAAAUGGACGCUGGCGCAACACCAGUCCCGCUCGCAGCGCCCUCGGAUGCAGCAGACGAGAACAAUGAGACGUUCAACAUUACACACCGACCUGCACUCGACGGCAGUCUGAUCAACCCCACCAACACCCCGCCCACUGCUGCCACCAUUGCCGGCUUCUCCCCCAUGCAGCCAGCGAUGAAUGUUGCAAACGCAAACCCUCCACCUCCAUGGUACCCGCGCUACGCGCCGGACCGCAACGUCACAGCCGGCGUUCUCGCCGCCAUGCCUCGUGACGAGGACGUUUUGAUGUCGCUGCAGCUGUUGGCCUAUGUUUCAAAGUACUGCAAUCUCCGCAACUACUUUCAGCAGUCCCACCUUGUCCCCAAGCUGAAGAUUGGGUCCGACCUGCAGCUGCUGGACGGAGACGUCCCUGUCCCCAAGACGGACGAGGAAGAGGGCGAGGAAGACGAGGAGUACGAGCUCCCCGACGACUUCAACAUCUUUCCGCUUGUCGAGCAGUUCACCGUUCGACACCACACGUCGGACAUGCAGUACUGGGCAAGCGUUGUUAUGCGCAACCUGUGCCGAAAAGACGACUCUCGAGGCGGCAUCCGUCAAUGUGCGUACUACCAGUGCGGCCGGUGGGAAGAGUACACACGCCAGUUUGCAAAGUGCCGUCGCUGCCGAAGGACAAAGUACUGCAGCAAAGAGUGCCAGAAGAGCGCGUGGGUAUUCCACCGCCACUGGUGCGUAGCUGCUACGUAGACGGGCGACGGGCACAUUUCCUAAUCAUCUGUUUCCGCACAAGAUAUCGUCACAUUCUACUGGAUCAAUAUCUAUGGCCGCAUACUGCAUGGCGCUCGUCUCUUCUACCAUAGUCUUUGAGGGUUUAUACUUUAAUGAGCGUCACGACAUCGGGAUACCAACACAGACUGCUUUCUCUUUUAUCCAAGGUCAUGUAUGGGAGUGGAGUCGGCGAGUAUAUUCGCGAAGAGGAGGAUUACACGAUGCAUCGAGUCACAGGACUCUCACUAUACCACAUUGUUUUUCAGGGCAUUCUUACCACGGCGUUGGAGUAGCCCGUAGCUGGUUCGGUGCAAGUUUAGUAAUUCAAGCAGCGUUGCAUAGCAUAGCAUAGCAUAGCCACCUCUCAGUUCAACCAUUUUGCAAACAAAGAUGCCAUGGGGUGAGGUCUGAGUUGUGGGAUGAGGUCUGAGUUGUG